AUGUGUUCCCUCCUGUCCGCAGAAUAUGGCGACUGUGGUGUCGGUGCCUUCUGUCUGGGUGGCUGUGAUCCUCGCAUGUCUUUCAACCUCUCCUCCUGUGUCCCCGCACCGGUUUGUUCGGACAAGACGACCAAGUUCACAAACCUCGACAGUAUCGUCGAUAUAAGCAAAUACUACGGCGAUUCCACCAAGAAGGACUGGGUAGCCCAGGGAGAGCCUGCUUCCAGGGAUGGAAGUGUUUUGCUGACCAUGCCCAAGAACAGUGUUGGAACUGUUUUGGCCUCCACCUCUUACAUGUGGUAUGGCAACGUCAAGGCCAAGUUCAAGACCAGCCGUGGCCGUGGUGUUGUUACCGCCUUUAUUCUGCUCUCGGACGUCAAGGACGAAAUUGACUACGAAUUUGUCGGUGUCGAUCUCGAAACUGCCCAGACCAACUAUUACUUCCAAGGUAUUCCUGACUACCACAACUCUGGAAACAUUAGCUUGUCUGAUACCUUCCACAACUUCCACGAUUAUGAAAUCCGGUGGACCCCCGACAAAAUUGAAUGGCUCGUCGAUGGACAGGUUGGCCGCACCAAAGAGCGAAAAGACACCUGGAAUGAGACCUCGCAAAGCUGGAUGUUCCCACAGACCCCGGCUCGCGUGCAGCUGUCUAUCUGGCCAGGCGGUGCUUCCACCAAUGCCAAGGGCACCGUCGACUGGGCCGGUGGUCCUAUGGACUGGGAGGCCGAAGAUAUCAAGAAUGUCGGUUACUUCUACGCCGCUUUCUCCGAGGUCACCAUGGAGUGCUACAAUGCUAAGAGCGCCCCGGGCACCAAUAACGGAAAGAGCUACACCUUCAACAGCGUUACAGGAACCAAUGACACCGUUGUUGAUGGCAAGGGUGACACCGUCCUCGGGUCGUUCGAGGGCACUGGUUUCAACAUGAUGAAGGACAAGGCCUCUGCUUCACAGAGCGCCGAUAAGCCCAAGAACACCGCAGCCACCAUUCCCGGUGGCAGCACUGGAGGUACUGGCCAAGACCACAGCGGCAAGUCUGGCAGUGAUUCUGGCAGCAACUCCGGCGGCAACUCCGGUGGCAACUCUGGCGGCAACUCUGGGGGUAACUCAGGAUCCGGCAAUUCGGGCGGUAGCAGCAGCAGCGGCUGUGAAACCAACACCUUCAACCAGGAUUGUGCCAGUGGCAGUGGCAGCGGCAGCGGCAACAGCGAUAAAGGCAAGAACAGUGGUACCAGGGCGAGCGCUAGUGCAUUGGCAAUGAUUAUUGCUGGCUGUGCCCUCUUCUGGCUGUAA
This is a messenger RNA of Metarhizium brunneum ARSEF 3297, 1293 nucleotides long. RefSeq lists its product as uncharacterized. Lineage: Eukaryota; Fungi; Ascomycota; Sordariomycetes; Hypocreales; Clavicipitaceae. Gene Ontology annotation, molecular function: hydrolase activity, hydrolyzing O-glycosyl compounds. The record is from RefSeq and is a predicted model, not a curated record. Gene Ontology annotation, biological process: carbohydrate metabolic process.